This is a messenger RNA of Drosophila santomea, 702 nucleotides long. RefSeq names its product sex-regulated protein janus-B. The transcript is spliced from 3 exons. Gene Ontology annotation, molecular function: protein histidine phosphatase activity. The coding region runs from base 109 to 549 and encodes 146 amino acids. Lineage: Eukaryota; Metazoa; Arthropoda; Insecta; Diptera; Drosophilidae. Gene Ontology annotation, cellular component: cytosol. The record is from RefSeq and is a predicted model, not a curated record. Gene Ontology annotation, biological process: peptidyl-histidine dephosphorylation.
UCAUAAAGAACUUAUCGGUCUUGUUUGAGACCUUAGGUUAUUCACUUUCCAUUCUCAGUAUAGUCGACAGCACGUACACAAAUAAAAAUAAAAAAAUAUUUUUUUGAAAUGGAGUUUGCUGGAAAAUUUCUUAAACCCCUUUGGCGCCCAACGAUGCAAGUGGCUCGUCUUUACUGUGAGAAGCCGAUGCGAAGUCUAGUCGCAUUCCCUGUUGCCAAACUGGAAAGUGGAAAGUCCAAGUACAUGAUGGCCCACGUUUACAUCCACGGGGAAAUGGGCAGCGCAAAGCAGGUGAUUCGUAGCCAUUCCAAGGCCAAGUACCAUCUUGAUGUGUACGAUGAGUUGAAGAAGGAGGCUGAGGCGAUGGGCUUGUGCACCCAGGGUCUUGGAGGUGGUUACUUGGUACACGACAAGGAAAAGAAGUACAUCAAGCUCUAUGGAAGAUCUCAGGCCCUGGGAAAGGCCGAUCACGAAGCGGCCCGGGAGCUACUGAAACCCAUCUAUAACGAUCACAAGAUCGAUGCUGAAUCUGGUGGAAUGGAACCCUAGAAAAAUGUGUACUUUCGGUCCGGCCAAUAUUUCCGUUUUUAUAAUAACUAUUGGUUCGAAUUAUUUUUAAAAAUUUUUGGUCUUGCGACUGCGUGCAUACAUUACUUUAAUUUAAAUUAAAUUUGACUAUACGUAACAAGGUUUUUCAUCCAA